Messenger RNA from Exserohilum turcica Et28A, 2330 nucleotides. RefSeq lists its product as uncharacterized. Gene Ontology annotation, cellular component: chromosome, centromeric region; nucleus. The record is from RefSeq and is a predicted model, not a curated record. NCBI's taxonomy places the organism in Eukaryota, Fungi, Ascomycota, Dothideomycetes, Pleosporales, Pleosporaceae. Gene Ontology annotation, biological process: meiotic chromosome segregation. The coding region runs from base 1 to 2208 and encodes 735 amino acids. The transcript has 3 exons.
AUGGCGCGACUCAACGAGCCGCCGAUAGCAAACCAGCCAUCGGCGGAAACAAUCGAAGCUGUGAAGCGACGCUUUCUCCGACAAAACCGCGAACUCGCAAAGACAAACUCGACACAAUCCAUACGCAUCCGCAGCCUCGAAAAUGACUGCUCGCGACUCCUUGCUGAGAAUCUGGCGCUGCGCGAGCAGGUCCUGAGCCUCCACAACACUGUCGAAUCGCGUCCAGCUUUGGACCACAUUGAUGCUGUCAAAUUGCAGCUCGAAGCUAAGAUACAGGAGCUAGGAGGCCUGGUGGCGGGUCUAACGCAAAUGAAGGGUGGACGCGACAAGGACCCAGGCAGGCGGCAAAGCCAACUGCUAGCAAAGAGGAGGAGUCCAGAAGAAAGACAGUGGAGGAGCGGGUUGGGCCUGCAGGAGGUGGAGAAUGCGAUGCUGCCCACCAUCACAGAGGACAAAUUUUAUCCUCGAAGGACCAUGGGCGCGGACGAGCUCCAGCAAGUGCCAGAAGACGCCGAAAGCCACUCACCAGAUAUUGGUCCACCCCCUGUAUCGCGGUUCGAGACUGAAGAUCCCGUCGGUUUUGACCCCGGUCCCGCCACCGAAGAGCCACUGGAGGAUAUGGUUGAGGAUAGCGAGCAGCCACUAUCAGUCAAUCUCGAGACGCGUAAGAAGCGUCGCGAAAGUGGACCGAAGCUGAGCAUACGUCGCGUGUCCGUAUUUGAAUCUCCAGAGGAGACGGAAGAGGUGCCCGCGAAGCCUGUACGUACAGGAGCUAAGCGGAAGUUUAGUGUUCAGGAGGAUGAAGAUGCCAGUCAAGCCAAGGGUGAUGCCUUUAGGUUUUCACGUCGCAACGGCUCAGAAACCGAGGCUUCGAAUGAAGAGUCGAAGCCGUCUUUGGAGCGGUUGCCUGUUCUCUCAGCCAAACCCGUCAACACCGACCCUUGCGUGUCGCCAAAGAAACAACGCUCCUCCUUCCAAGAAAAACCAGAAAAGCCACUGAAGCCAGAGAAGUCAACUUCCAAAGUUCGCGGCCGCCCUCGACUCAACAUCACCCGUAAUGCCACGCCGGAGCUCACGUCUAUGCCCAUGCCAGAGCCUGUGCCUACUGCCGAGAUUGUCCUCGACUCCCUUCCCCCAAAGACUCCAGCCGCAGAGGCUGUCAUCUCCCCACCAUCAACUGAACCAUCGACCCAACGACCCGAAAACAAGGAUACGCCACCACCAGGCGACCUCUCUUCGGCAGAUCAAACUGGACAAUCUGGGCGACCUGGGCGACGAGCGCGCCCCCAAGUUAGCUACAAAGAGCCAAGCCUUAAUGUGAAGAUGCGACGCCCAGACGCAAAACUUGUCGAUGCCGUAGUCGAGCGGCGGACGAGCGUUGAAACCUACAAUGCUCCUUCGACGAUUGUCAAGCGCGAGGCUAACGGCGACAUUGCCUGGAAGCCCGUGUCUGCUGUACCCGGGGGUGCAGCCGAGGAGGAGGCCGAGGCAGGGAGUCCGCUGAGACAAAAAAUGGACAGGAGAGAUCAGGAUUCUAAAGCAUCAACUGCACUGGCUGAGCCAGAAGAACAAUCAGCGACGUCGAAAGCGAUAUCCGCCCUCAUCAGCGAAACAAGCACCGCUAAACGGAAGAUGGGUGCUUCUACAGCAAGAGCCGCUCCCGAAUCUACUGCGGCCAAGGACGCUUCUGUUCCAGCAGACACAAUUGCCAUAAAGCAAGAAUCACGCGAAAAAGACAAUCUAGCCGUUUUCGAUUUCACAGACUCUCCACCUGCUGAGGCCACCACCAGCCAACGUACACGUGUCACUGAACUCGCAAAGGCGGCCCGGACUGCGCGCCGACACUCUGCUAUGCCCGCACCUGGAGCUUCCUCUGGGCUUGAUGAGCGAAAGACUGAGAAAGAGAGGACAGAAGGGGCGCUACCUUUGCUCCACAAGCGCGUGGGAAGCGGGGGCGUAAAAAGUAGUAGUACUUCAAGCUUAGCCAGGAGUUCUAGUACUAACGGCGUCGCCAGGGGUACGUUGAGUGCUCGAACAACAGGCGUCAAGGAGAAGAAGUCUACCGGUAUGGCUGGGCUUUCUGCCGCCGCCGCCAGCAUCGAUAAUGAUGAUGCUGCUGCUGAGCCAAAAGCGCGGAGUGGAGAGAGAGAAACGAGCGCACUCCGGGCUGAGCGGGCGGCCAGCAGACGAAAGAGCAUGAUACUUUAAUGACGAGAAGUAAGCGUGCCAUGUUUGUGUCUGUAGGAGUUGGGGGGAAAGGGCGUUGGUAUGGUCUGAUGUUUAGACUUGACCUUGGAUGAUGGGCGUUUUUUCGCAUAUGAUACCUAGAC